Blepharisma stoltei is the source of this 772-nucleotide messenger RNA. Lineage: Eukaryota; Ciliophora; Heterotrichea; Heterotrichida; Blepharismidae. The record is from the annotation of a GenBank genome assembly.
AUGGAUUUACUUAAAAAACUAAGCACAAUAUCAGAGGCUGACUCCGGGCAAGAGCACUAAAUUAACUUAAUUAAGAUUAUAUGAGAAUUUCCUGUGAUACCUCCUAGUUAUUUUACCCCACUCUUGAUUUGCUUUAUGCUGUCUGCCUUUCGGCUAUAUCUCCUCCGAAAUGUAGGGAUCCACACUUCUCAGAGUAUAGUGGGACAGGCCACCAUACCCUGUAUCAAGUAUGCAUUGACUUUCAGAAAAUUCGAAAAAUAAAUAUUCUGAUUGGGUUGCCGAUUAAUCUAUUAUCGCACUCGAUUGCCCAGUUUACAAAAUAUGCUUUGCUGGGCAUAUUUUUCUAACUUCACGAUCCACCAAACUAAGUAAAACUUGGCCAGAUACACAAUGCCGGGUGCUUUUAUCCCUUCCACAACAUCGCCAGAUCACUUCGGCUACAGAUUUCGGUUUUUCCAUGCCUUUUUAAUGUAUGUCGGGAGAUCACAGUCCUGGAUUAUCUCCACAAGGGUCUCAAUUAACUGUAAAGAGCCGUAAAACUGUCGAAAAUUUUCUAUCUCUAAUAUCCGAAGAAGAGCAAGAAAUCGAUCCACCUUCACCUCAUGAAGGCAAAAUUACUACGACUUCUAUAAAUAAAAUUUCUAUCGAGCGACUCUCAGAGCCAAACCAAAUUAUAAAGAUAAUUAAAAUCGAGGAAGAAAGUAUGGAGCCUUUGGUUAACUCGAAAAUAAUUCAUAACAACAACUGCUCCUGUACAUGUUCUGUAUUUUAA